Molecule: messenger RNA, 2284 nt
Organism: Gadus morhua (Atlantic cod)
Lineage: Eukaryota; Metazoa; Chordata; Actinopteri; Gadiformes; Gadidae
Gene: ric3b
Product: RIC3 acetylcholine receptor chaperone b
Exons: 6
Coding region: 142-1296 (384 amino acids)
Biological process (GO): protein localization to cell surface; synaptic transmission, cholinergic
Cellular component (GO): neuron projection; intracellular membrane-bounded organelle; neuronal cell body
Source: RefSeq, a predicted model, not a curated record
GUACUCCAGCGGUGUCCAUGUCAGCCCCGUCAGCGGACUACGGAAGUACACUGAAGACGGAGACAACACCGGAGAAGGCUAUCUCUGACGGUUCAUGAUCACGGUCCUUUGUUGUUGAAGUGCACGGAGUUGAACGUCAAGAUGUCGAUGUCGACAUUUCAGAAAGUGACCCUUGCAUCAUGUGUUGUGCUUUGCGUCGCUUUGCUGCUCCCUAAAAUGCUUUUGUCAAGGGGGAAGAAGGAUGCUGAGCGACCCGAAGGCCAUUUCCCCCCAAUGACGCCCCGCAAAGGGUCUGCUGACGGGAAGACCCAGAGACCCACCGGGGCGGCUCAGUUCUCCAGGGCCCACAACACAGAGGCCAUCGCCAGGGCAAAGGGGGCGAGCACCGGGCCCGGGACAGGGGGCAAGUCCAACCUAGCGGGCCAGAUCAUACCCAUCUAUGGCUUCGGGAUCCUGCUCUACAUCCUCUACAUCCUCUUCAAGAUCACAUCAAAGGGAAGCAGCACCCCCACAGAGAGCCGAUUCCCUCCAAUCAAAUCUGAGAACACCAAGAGGAAGAUCACUGACUUUGAGCUGGCCCAGCUGCAGGAGCGGCUGAGAGAGACGGAGCAGGUGAUGGAGAACAUCGUGUCGGAGGUCAACCUUGGUCCACACAGGGUGAAGAGGGUGAGCGCUGACCAGGAGGAGAGCCUCCUGCUUCAACUGAGAGAGAUCACCAGAGCCAUGCAGGAGGGCCAUCUGGUGGCUCCACAGAAGACAGACCAGCAGCACCACUGUGAAGAUGAUCCAAAGGACUACGGGCAGAGCUGUCCGUACCACCAGGACCAUGCCGGCCACAGCAGCCCACCUUCAGAGCACGAGGCUGAGAGGAGGCAGCCUGGAGAUGACCCCGAGGAGAGCGACAUCUCCAUGGAUGCAGAGGUCAAGGCAGAGGCUGACCACACUGACACACUUAACACAGAGGAUGGGAGACAAGAGCUUCUCCCUGCAGCCGCAGAAGCAACAGCGGAUGUGUUCAAACCGCAGGGCCGAGAAGGUGGGAAGGAUCCGGACGCUCCUCAGGACCCGGACGCUCCUCAGGAUCCGGACGCUCCUCAGGAUCCGGACGCUCCUCAGGAUCCGGAGGUUCCUCAGGAUCCGGAGGUUCCUCAGGAUCCAGACAUUCCUUAUGAUCCAGAGGUUCUUCAGGAUCCGGAGGUUCCUGGACUCGAGUGCCCAGCAGACACGCCCACAACAGGCUCCGUCCAUGUCAGACGGAGGACCAGAAGAAGGAAAGGCAAGAAGGACUCGCACUGACAAUACCUGUGAUCUAGCGUCUACGACCUCAAUAUUGAAACCUUCUUAAGACUGUGGCAAAGGUGUCAUCUGCAACUAGUGCUUCCAGCUUACAGACAGGGGAAUCUUUUAGUGUUGACUCCAUGUUGUCCAGGGCAUCUCUUGUAAGGAUCAGGGCUGCCUAAUUGACUGUUUGUUCCAGCGUCUCUCUCUCUGUAUCCCAUUUCCUGAGUCAGUGUCCACCUUCUCAAAACUGUACAUUCCAAAAUGCUGUAACUCAUAAGGUUACCAUAAUGCACUACUCCUUUUGUAAAUAUUCUUCUACCGUCAAUAUGGAAGUCUACACUGGAAUUGUGUUACUAACCUUUAAAUUAUGUAUUUAUAUUAUUAAUCUGAUCUCUAUUGAUAUAAAAGUUGAUGCCAUCACAAUGGUCGAUCAUCUACAAAAUAGAAAUAAAGUUGGCCUAUCAGUGCACACUACCGUAUAAAGAUAAAUAUUGCCAAGUUAUGUAAAUUAGGAGAUUUGUAUAUAUACAGCUCUAUUUUCAUGAUGCUUCAGUCAUGCUGAAAAUAAUAUGGAGAUGCUUACCAUUCAAAAUACAACCAGUGGAAGAGGCUGGGACACAGACCAUGAGUAUUCUGGCAGCAAAGACCCACACAACGACCUGUAAAAUACAUUUCACAGGAAACCCAUCACACUUGAUAAGCAAUACAUUUUGCUCCCAUGCCUACCCUCCAGGGUAUAUAAGCAGCACCGCUUUACGUCCCUUUUAGAGCAAACAAACAAACAUCUGCAAGAAUGGCAUGCCCCUUUAUAGACCAAGAAGGCAGGCAGCUGAGACCGAUUCUGUUGAGAUAAAUACUAAGGUUAGUCAAUUUAGAAAAAAAAAUCUGGCUGCAUUUACUAGGCCUCUCUCUUCAAAGAAAUGGUAUGAAAAGUCUGACACUAUCUCUCUGAUUACAAGACCAUGGUCAAUAUUCAAUAAAAAUGUUACGCUUAAUAGGCCUA